AAUUGUACGUUUACUUAAAGUACAAAUUAUAAUAUUUAACCGGAAUUUGAUUAUAUUCUACAAACAUAAAUUUAUCUAAGAGAAAACGGAUCCUCAGAACUUGCUGUCAAUGAUUGCAAAUUACAACUAUUGUUAAAAUCAACCAACAUGGAAAAUUAUACCAAGGAAUAUAAUUUUUUCGUAUAUAUAAAGGAAUAUAAUGUUACAGUUUCAACGUUAUGAGAUUUAACAGUUUGUUUUAUUUAUUUGAAACAUAUAAUCUAACUAAUUAUAUUGCUUAAUGAUAAAAUGAGUAAUCAAUUACAAACUUCAACUAGUUUGCAGAAAACUGCAGUGUCUAAUUCUCAAAAGAAAAAUUCCAACUUCAGUGUUAAAAGAAAAUGUUAUGAAUUAUUUUUUAGUUGUUUUAAAAACGUUCAUAAAAGAGAAUUCAAUGAAGAUAUAAAUCAUCAUUUUAAUAAAUAUGAUUAUAUUGUAGAAAAACUAGUUGUUAAACGUGUACCAUCUAUCUUUCUUGAAAUAUCUGUAAGCGCAUCAGAAACAAAUGAUGAAAAUUUUAUCAAGAAUAUUCAACCAUCAUUAGUAAAAAUGAAUACUGUGGAUCCUAAUAAAUCAAAAUCUCAGCCAUUAAUACAUUCUUCUAAAGAUUCAAAUGACAAUACAAUACCUGCAAACGUUGUUAAUAACUCUUUGAAAAUUGAUUCAAACAUAAUUAUACCAAACAAAAGUAACAACAAACUUGCAUCACCUAUUAACCAUGAUACUAGUGUAAUUGAACUAAUGAAUUCUUUGACAAGUUUACAUCCUGAUUUGAAAGAAUGUGAAAGACCACCUAAAGAUCCAUGUCCUUUAAUCACACCUAUAAAUGAAACUGAGUUAUCUGGAAAUACUGAGAAAAUUCCAUCAAUUACAAGAUUUUCAAGUAAUAGCAAUGCAAGUCAAAAGCAAGAAAUGAUGAAAUCCAAAACUUAUGUUUUAGAGCCUUUUUUAUUACAAAAAGAAUUUGGAGAUGUAAAAUCUCCAGUUAUGAAGUCAAAAAAUAAACAGAGAAUUUAUUAUUCAAUACAUGAUACAUAUUUCAAUGAAUUUCAAGAUAAUUAUACUUGUAAUAAGAAAGAAACAUUUGUUGUUCAACGUGAUCAAGACAACUCUACUGAGAAGUUCAAACAAAUUCUAAAUAAGUUGCAACAAAAUCAACAAGUUUUGACAAAUGAAUCUAAAGUACUUGGUAAGAGUAUUACAAACAAUAAUGUAUUAGAUACAACAUUAAGAUGGAAAAUCAUUGUGAAGCAUUUUAAAACGAAGCAAUCAAAUAUAUAUAAUUCAUCUCUGAAAACUAAUAAGUAUUUCAGUUUAUAAACGUUCAUCAAAUCAAGAUAGACUUUGGUUAAGAUCGAAUUGACUUUGGAGGCCUCAUACGACGAAACUGUGAAACCAACAAUCCUUGUUUCUUUUACAUUGUAUUGUAUAUUGUAGAGGAAUGACAGGGGCAGCACACAUGUUAGGGUUGGGAUAAAAUGCGAUUACAUUGUUCACAAAUUUUGGAACAAAGAAGUAUUUCUUUAUGCUUUCUUUUUAAAUAUUCUUUGUAUAGUUGUACAAGAUACAACAGAAUCCAAUUUUAUAGUUUGAAUUCGAAAACUUUAUGCAUAUACAGUUUUGUAUAUUUACAUACUUUUGGUUUUAAUAAACAUAAUCUAUUUUUUAUAAACGUUUCUUAAAGCUGGUAUAUGUUUUUAAUAAGACUUGUCUACGUUGCUAUAUACGUAGUUUUCAUUGCAGCUAGUUUAAAGUUCAAUGGUCUGUUCAUAUUGUAUAUUGAUAAGGUAUAAAUGUCUUUAUUUCACCUGGAAUGAAAUAGAAAGAGGUAGACAGAGAAAUUCAAUUGAUGAAUGCGUCAUACUGAAGCGCUUGAUGUGUGGAGGUGCAGAAAUUGGUGGAGAAAACGUUA
Messenger RNA from Megachile rotundata (alfalfa leafcutting bee), 1951 nucleotides. RefSeq lists its product as uncharacterized. The record is from RefSeq and is a predicted model, not a curated record. NCBI's taxonomy places the organism in Eukaryota, Metazoa, Arthropoda, Insecta, Hymenoptera, Megachilidae.